AUGGCGGCCCAGAAGAAAGCAGUUGAGGGGCCGUUGGUGGGCGCAGUGGUCCAAGCCACCAGCGCCAGUAGCUUUCUGAUUUUCAAUUCAAAAACAUCAGAACUACUUACCCAUUAUGAAGUCGAAUUAACACAAGACUUUCCAAAGGAAGGCUGGGUGGAACAAGACCCCAAGGAAAUUCUGCAGUCGGUCUAUGAGUGUAUGGAGAGAACGUGUGAGAAACUUGAUGAACUUAACAUUGAUAUAUCCAACGUAAAAGCUAUUGGCGUCGGCAACCAGAGGGAGACCACUAUAGUCUGGGACAAAUUAACUGGAGAGCCGCUUUAUAAUGCUCUGGUGUGGCUUGAUCUAAGAACACAGAGUACUGUCGAGAAGCUCUGCAAAAGAAUACCCGGGAAUAAUAACUUCGUAAAGUCCAAGACAGGCCUUCCACUUAGCACUUACUUCAGUGCGGUGAAGCUUCGUUGGAUUUUUGACAACGUGAAACAAGUUCAAAAGGCCGUGGAAGAAGGUAGAGCGCUUUUUGGCACAAUUGAUUCAUGGCUUAUCUGGAAUUUGACAGGAGGAGUCAAUGGAGGUGUCCACUGUACAGAUGUCACAAAUGCAAGUAGGACAAUGCUUUUCAACAUUCAUUCUUUGGAAUGGGAUAAAGAGCUCUGUGACUUUUUUGAAAUUCCAAUGGAUAUUCUGCCAAAAGUCUGGAGUUCUUCUGAGAUCUAUGGCCAAGUGAAAGCAGGGUGCUUGGAAGGUGUGCCAAUAUCUGCAUGUUUGGGGGACCAAUCUGCUGCAUUAGUAGGACAAAAGUGCUUCCAGGAAGGACGAGCCAAAAACACAUAUGGAACCGGCUGCUUCUUACUAUGUAAUACAGGUCCCAAGUGUGUGUUUUCUGACCACGGCCUUCUGACCACAGUGGCUUACAAACUUGGAAGAGACAAGCCAGUAAUUUAUGCAUUGGAAGGGUCUGUUGCUAUAGCUGGUGCUCUUAUUCACUGGCUGAAAGAUAACCUUGGAAUCCUAGAGACUCUAGAAGAAAUCGAAACUCUUGCUAAAGAAGUUGGUACUUCAUAUGGCUGCUACUUCAUUCCAGCAUUUUCUGGGUUAUAUGCCCCUUAUUGGGAGCCCAGUGCAAGAGGGAUCAUCUGUGGUCUCACUCAGUUCACCAACAAAUGUCAUAUUGCUUUUGCUGCCUUAGAAGCAAUUUGUUUCCAAACCCGAGAGAUUUUGGAUGCCAUGAACCGUGACUGCGGGAUUCCCUUCGAUCACUUGCAGGUAGAUGGAGUAAUGACUAACAACAGGGUUCUUAUGCAACUGCAAGCAGAUAUUCUGCAUAUACCACUGAUUAAGACCUGUCUUACUGAGUCAACUGCACUUGGAGUUGCCAUGGCAGCAGGAGCAGCAGAAGGAGUGGGCGUUUGGAGUCUAGAACCUGAAAACUUGACAUCCACUAUGACAGAACGAUUUGAACCACAAAUUCAGGCCACGGAGAGUGAAAUUCGUUAUGCUACAUGGAAGAAAGGUGUGAUGAAGUCAAUGGGCUGGGUAACGUCUCAGUGUUCUGACAAGAGUGACUCUGCUAUCUUCUCUAGUCUACCCUUGGGCAUUUAUAUAGUGAGUAGCAUGAUGAUGUUAAUUGGAGCAAGAUACAUCUCAGGUAUCCCAUAG
Molecule: messenger RNA, 1662 nt
Organism: Elephantulus edwardii (Cape elephant shrew)
Lineage: Eukaryota; Metazoa; Chordata; Mammalia; Macroscelidea; Macroscelididae
Product: glycerol kinase 2-like
Exons: 1
Coding region: 1-1662 (553 amino acids)
Biological process (GO): glycerol metabolic process; glycerol-3-phosphate biosynthetic process; triglyceride metabolic process
Cellular component (GO): mitochondrion
Molecular function (GO): glycerol kinase activity
Source: RefSeq, a predicted model, not a curated record